This is a messenger RNA of Pantherophis guttatus, 1677 nucleotides long. It is a transcript of the gene KLF7, whose product is annotated as KLF transcription factor 7. Lineage: Eukaryota; Metazoa; Chordata; Lepidosauria; Squamata; Colubridae. Gene Ontology annotation, molecular function: RNA polymerase II cis-regulatory region sequence-specific DNA binding; DNA-binding transcription factor activity, RNA polymerase II-specific. Gene Ontology annotation, biological process: regulation of transcription by RNA polymerase II. The record is from RefSeq and is a predicted model, not a curated record.
UCUGAAGAGCUCACGACUGCGCGGAGAAGGGACGGGGAGGGGGGGAGAGAGUGGGAACGCGCCCGGAGAGCGCGCACAAGGGAGAAAAUGCAACCCCCCCACAAUAAAGAGCAAAGAUUGCAUUCAGCAGCGAGCAGCAAUGCAGAAAUAGAUGGCAGUCUCGUGUCAGUGAGUUUGCAUUCCCCCCCUUCUCUGGUCCAAGCGCUGGAGUCAGCAACAGAGCCCUUGAAGGCAAUUGCUUUUUACUACAAGUGGAGAAGUUCCCCCCUCUUGGUUGCCUGGCUGACGGCUCGCCUUGUACAUGUUUGGGUGCAUUUUUCCUUUCUUAUUGGGUUGUUGAUGGGGCUCUUUUCCUUUUUUCCCCCUUCCUUCCUCCACUCUUGUUCCUGCCUUGAUUUUUCCCCCUAUCUUUGAAAGUGUGACUACAAAUAUUCUCUGGUCUCUCUCUCUCUCAAACAAAAGCAAAACGAGAGAAAAGACAUCUGGAUUGAUUGCGCCUAAGACUCUUUCCCCCCCUCCUUUUUAAUGAACAGAACUAAAACCCCGUCACGAAAUUUCAAACACAAAUCUAAAAGGAAAAGGUCGUGGUUUGUUUUUUUGCUCAGCAGCAACAGCAGCAGCAGCAGCAGCAACAACAACAUGGAUGUGUUGGCUAGUUAUAGUAUAUUCCAGGAAUUGCAGCUUGUCCACGACACCGGGUACUUCUCAGCUUUGCCAUCCUUGGAGGAGAACUGGCAGCAGACAUGCCUUGAGCUGGAACGCUACCUUCAGACAGAGCCCAGGAAGAACUCAGAAAGUUUUGUGGAGGACCUGGACUGUUUUCUUCAUGCUUCUGCUCAAGGCACAGAAGAUAGCAUUCAGCCAUUGGACCCACUCUUAUUACCUGUAGAUAUGAGUACCUGUGACAAAAAUGCCAACAUGGACAUUAUUCUCUCAAGGGACAAACUAUUGUCUGAGACUUGUCUCAGCCUGCAACCUACCAGCUCCUCUACAGAGGGCUAUGCUGCUGUUAACCAGGCCCAACUCAACGCAGUGACCUCACUAACACCUCCUUCCUCUCCUGAACUCAGUCGCCAUCUUGGAAAAACCUCACAAACUAUCUCUGCAGUUGAUGGCACAGUUACACUGAAAUUAGUGACAAAGAAAUCCACCCUCAGCUCAGUAAAGGUUGGUGUAAUAGCACCAGCUAACACAACAAAGUGUGCACUCAGUGACAGUGAACAAGGAGGGUUAGGGGCUGACACAUCCCCGGAAAACAAGAAGAGGGUUCAUCGUUGUCAGUUUAAUGGGUGCCGUAAAGUAUAUACAAAGAGCUCACACUUAAAAGCGCACCAGAGGACUCACACAGGUGAGAAGCCUUACAAGUGUUCAUGGGAAGGGUGUGAAUGGCGUUUUGCACGAAGUGAUGAACUUACACGGCAUUACAGGAAGCACACGGGAGCAAAGCCCUUUAAGUGCAGCCAUUGUGACAGGUGUUUUUCAAGGUCUGAUCACCUUGCCCUCCAUAUGAAGAGGCACAUCUAAAUAAUAGGGAACAUACAGUGUGACCCGGAUGCAGUUAGACCAUAGCGUCAUGGGGAGAAGGGUGGAACCCAAUUGCCUGUCUCUUGCUACCUUCCAGAAGAAAAGAAUUUGAUCACAUGUAAACUUCUAUACACACAAUAUGCACUAAAUGCU